UGUUUGUAGCUACAGAUCGUGUAUCUAGAAGCCAUUUCAUACUAGUUUUCUAGAUGAUAAGCAAAGCUUUCCAAAUGCUUCUACCACUACAGUAGUGCUCUCCUGUCUAAAUUCAGUAGAUUCCAUUAUGACAUUAUUUGCCAAAAAUUGGUUUAUCCAACAUUUUGUCAACUAGAAAUGUGUUCAUUUGCUUCUCAGUUUCCCACGACAGGGUUAUUGGUGAGGUCUCCCCCUUAGGAGCAUCUUUCUUGUGCAUUCAGAUUUGCAUGGUCCCUGCCUCGCAUGGUACCUGGGUACCUUUGAAAGUAUUUGGGAAAUGAGAAUAUAUGUUUAUAUUUGUUUGACAGAAUAUAGUCAUUCUGAUUUUGCUCAUUGCCCCCAGAUUCCUGUGGUGCUUCAAAGCAGUAGAGCUCUUCCUGCUGCUGAAGUAGAAACUGGAUGUGUGAGACACUGGAAGAAUAGCUCAGAGGAUGCCCCGUGCCCUGCUGUGCUUUUGUCCUUAUCUCUAGCCACACCCUGCUUCGGUGGCCCCAGAAGAACUUUCAGUUUGAAAAUCACUACUUUGAGUAUGCAACUGUUGCAUCCACUGUCCACAUGGAAGCUUAGAUUUAGGUUGAGAACAGAAGUACUGAAGAGGCCAUGGUCAUCUCAGUGGACAGUAGCCCUAAAGGACAGCCAGGGAGCCAGAGAUCUCUACUGAACCUUCAGGAUCUCAGAAACAGGAGCUAGAUCAUCCGAGGGAAUGCCUGGGCUGGGCAAAUUCUGGGCAAGGGCAUCAAGAGGAAUGGGCAUGCUUAUGAGAUCAAAUUUAUUCCAUCCGUUGAUUGUGCUGUGCAUAGGUUGGAUAAAUCAAAGGUCAAAUCAUGUCCUGUGCAACCUGGUAGUUGCAGCACAAAUGUGAGUCCCAUCUUCUAACACCAGCUUCAUAAAGGGAAUCUACUACACUUACCAGAAUACUGAGCCUUUAAGCCGCUCUCUCCAAUUUCUAUGCUCAAGCUAAAUGUGUUCCUUUUACCAUUGUACUCUUCCUAUGAGGAAAUCAGAAGCAGUGUGGUCAUUCUUUUAUUCUCAUGUUUAAAAACACGUCCCAGAUUUAAUGGCUACUAGUGAGGACUUUAUCUCAUCAUAGUUUCACCAAUAUAUUUAUGCCUCAUAUAAAUGCGCAGGCAUUUUCAGUCACACUUGACCAUAGCUGUGGGAAGAGAAGAUAACUGUGCAUCCUUAGCCUCUGUCUUGAGAACCAUAUGCAUUCACAAAGUACUCACAAUCAUGGCUGUCUCUCACAUCAUCUUAUUUAGCCAAUUCUGGGUUGAAUACUUUGAUAUGUUCAAUGUGGCUGCCUGCAAAGGCUGAACAAGAACCAUCUUUCCAAAGCCCUCUCAGAUUCUGAUAGUUGUUUGUUUUUUUUUAAAUAACAGCUUCUUUUCAUAACUAUAUUUCAAAAUAACCAACUCCCACUUAUUUUUAAGUAUAAGUUAAAGAAUUUAACUCUAUAUGGUCUCUCAUAUUUAGCUAUUAAAAUGAGCUUUAAAUGUAACAUUUGAGGCAAUUUACAGAAUUAAUUCUGGCACUUUGUAACUAUGCUAUAACAUUAGUUACUGGUUUUGAUAAUAAAGACGACUUUCAAAUCAAGGCUUUUGUUAAGAUUGGAUAUCUUUAAUAUGUAUAAAACCAGACAUUUAAAAAUAUGCAUGCUGGUUUAUUUACUAUAUAUGAGGUAAUUUCAAAAUCAGAUAGGAGAAUAAAAAUAAAUCUACAAGCAGGGUGCCCAUGUCUCAACAAUACCUGUAAUCCAAGCUACUCAGGAGGCUGAGAUAGGAGGAUCUCAGUUCAAAGCCAGCCUUGGCAGGAAAAUCUUUGAAACUCUUAUUUCCAAUUAAUUACCAAAAAAUCUGGAAGUGGAGAUGUGACUUAAAUGGCAAAGCACUAAUCUUGGGCCAAAAAGCUUAGGGGCAGUUCCUAGACUCUGAAUUCAAGCCUCAGGAUCUGCACACCAAAAAAAAAAAUCUACAAAUGAGCCGGAGCCUUUAUAGCUUAAUCAUAGACAGACCAUUUGUCUAGUGUGCUUGAGGCCCUGAGUUUGAUACCCAGUAGCAACAACGACAAUAAAUAGUGCAAUAGAAAGCAUUGUGAAAUGGAGAUAGUAAGUAGAAAGAGAAAAUCAAAUUUAAAUGAAAGUCUUUGGGAUGUAGCUCAGUGGUAGAGCAUGUUUAGCAUGUGUAAGGCCCUGGGUUUGAUCCCCAGUACCACUAACUCCCUUAUGUGCACACACACACACACACACACACACACAUACACAAUCACAACUGGUUUCAGCAUGAUCCUAUGAAUGUGUUAAUUCCUUCAGAAUUUUGGCUGAAAAGUGUCUUAAUGAAUCUGCACUAAAAAUUCAAAUUGAAUAAAGUGUUUGGAGGUAAUGUCAAAUCCUACUAAUGUCUGUUAUUUUAACCAUGCAUUUCUUGGUAAGGAAAGGAUGGACUACAUUGUUUUCUGUCCUCCCAGUGACAUUUACCUUUGAAUUUGCUAUUUGUAUUCAGACACUUUAUGUUAUAAAAUUUGAUGAAACUACUAAGCAUAGUGUUUCUAAAUUGCCCUUUGAAGAUCCUUUAAUAAAAUGUAUUGGGAUAGUCUUAUAACUAGAAAAUUAAUGUUACUUUGAAUUUUCAAUAAUUUAGAAUUAUAAAAGACACCUAUCUUCAAACAUUUUGCUUUACAACAUUAUGCCAAAACUUAGUAUUGUCCAACCUGUUUUCUACUGAACACUAGAAGCCUCCUGGUGUUCACAGGUAUUCCUUGGAAAAAGCAGUCCCUGAUCGCCUAGGCUCUAAGGGAUGGAAAUAAGCUGGCACAGAUGGAAGAAGCUCCACUUUUUCCAGGAGAAUCAAUUAAGGCCAUUGUGAAAGAUGUCAUGUAUAUCUGCCCAUUUAUGGGAGCAGUAAGUGGAACCCUGACAGUGACAGACUUUAAGAUGUACUUUAAGAAUGUAGAGAGGGACCCGCAUUUCAUCCUCGAUGUUCCUCUUGGAGUGAUCAGCAGAGUUGAGAAGAUUGGAGCACAGAGCCAUGGAGACAAUUCUUGCGGUAUAGAGAUCGUGUGCAAGGACAUGAGGAAUUUGCGGCUUGCAUAUAAACAGGAAGAGCAGCGUAAACUUGGGAUAUUUGAAAACCUCAACAAGCAUGCUUUCCCCCUCUCUAAUGGCCAAGCGCUGUUUGCAUUCAGUUAUAAAGAAAAGUUUGCAACUAAUGGCUGGAAAGUUUAUGAUCCAGUAUCUGAGUAUAAGAGACAGGGCUUGCCAAAUGAGAGCUGGAAAAUAUCCAAAAUAAACAGUAAUUAUGAGUUCUGCGAUACCUACCCUGCUGUCAUUGUUGUGCCAACUAGUGUAAAAGAUGAUGACCUUUCAAAAGUGGCAGCCUUUCGAGCAAAAGGCAGAGUUCCUGUGUUGUCAUGGAUUCAUCCAGAAAGUCAGGCAACAAUUACUCGUUGCAGCCAACCACUGGUGGGUCCCAAUGAUAAACGUUGCAAAGAGGAUGAAAAGUACCUGCAAACAAUAAUGGAUGCCAAUGCACAGUCCCACAAACUUAUCAUCUUUGAUGCCCGCCAAAACAGUGUUGCAGAUACCAACAAGGCAAAGGGUGGAGGCUAUGAAAGUGAGAGUGCUUACCCAAAUGCAGAGCUUGUGUUCUUGGAGAUCCACAAUAUUCACGUGAUGAGAGAAUCACUCCGUAAAUUAAAAGAGAUCGUGUACCCUUCCAUUGAUGAGGCACGGUGGUUCUCCAAUGUGGACGGAACGCACUGGCUAGAAUAUAUUAGGAUGCUUCUUGCGGGAGCAGUAAGAAUCGCUGAUAAGAUUGAGUCUGGGAAAACGUCUGUGGUGGUGCACUGCAGUGAUGGCUGGGACCGAACGGCCCAGCUCACCUCCCUGGCGAUGCUUAUGCUGGACAGUUACUACCGGACCGUUAAAGGAUUUGAAGCGCUCGUGGAGAAGGAGUGGAUAAGCUUUGGCCACCGAUUUGCACUGCGAGUGGGCCAUGGCAAUGACAACCAUGCGGAUGCUGACCGAUCCCCUAUAUUUCUUCAGUUUAUUGAUUGUGUUUGGCAAAUGACAAGACAGUUUCCUUCAGCGUUCGAGUUUAAUGAACUAUUCUUGAUUACCAUUUUGGAUCACCUUUACAGCUGUCUCUUUGGGACCUUUCUGUGCAAUUGUGAGCAACAGCGGCUCAAAGAAGAUAUAUAUACAAAGACUGUAUCGUUAUGGUCAUAUAUCAAUAGCCAGCUAGAUGAAUUUUUGAAUCCCUUCUUUGUGAAUUAUGAAAACCACGUUUUAUAUCCUGUUGCGAGUCUAAGUCAUUUGGAGUUAUGGGUAAACUAUUACGUACGAUGGAAUCCCCGGAUGAGACCACAGAUGCCAAUCCACCAGAAUCUGAAGGAGCUGCUGGCGGUGAAGGCCGAGCUGCAGAAGCGGGUGGAGGACCUGCAGCGGGAAGUGGCGGCGCGCGCCGUCUCGUCGUCGUCCGAGCGCGGCUCCUCGCCCUCGCAUUCGGCCACUCCUGUGCACACUUCCGUGUGACGGGCGGGACCGGCCGUGGGCCGUCCUGCUGCUUCUCUGUCUUCCCAGUGGCUCAGGGACCUGGCCGUCGUCGCUCUUGUGGCUGUCGCUUGUGAUCUUAGGCCCAGGGACCAUGCGUGUGGCUAGUGACAGCUUCCACGUGGGAAAGUGCAUUUUGUGUCGUGAGCAGCCUGUGUCCCCUCGUGUCCACAGCCCCAGCGGGAGCUGCCUGCCACAGCCACCGCGAGGGGAAUGCAACGCUUACCAUGUCACCCGUUUCUCUCCCACUCCAGUCCUCCCUUACACACGAACCACGCGCUUGCACACCGCGCCGGUGGCUGCCCUCAGCCCUUUGCCCCAAUCUGCAAAGGGUUUUUAAAUGGAAUAUUUGGAGGAAACAGACCAUCGCCACUGAGUCUCCAAUUCUCUUCGUGCCAGGGCUCUUCCAGUACCAAUUACUGUUGUGUACAUAUAAGGUAUUUUUUAAAAAAAGAGAAACAUACGUUUAUUUUCCUAUGUCUUUUUUUAUGUUUAGAAUAGUCCCCUGAGGCGGUAUGUGCUUCACUGUACUGUGGGAGCAAUUCCCUCCCAACACCCAUGCUAGCUUUUCUGUGGUACAUUGCAAACGAGGCUUGGGGUGUGCUCACUUGAGCGGCCUGGGUGGUUGCCCUCACGCUAAGGCUGGUACUUGCCUCCUGGGGUGGCCCUGGAUUCCCGAUGGAUGACCCGAACUAGGUGUGCUCAGUCCUCUGGCUUUUCUGUAGGUAAACUGAGGACUCGAGCUUCUACACAGGUGCUGGCCUCUCUUGGAGACACCUCGUUCAAAGGGCGAUGUGUCAGUUGUUGCAGGCACUGGGACCUGGCGCCCUCCCUCCCGUAAGGUAGCAGGCAUUGGAGCAAAGCGAGCGUGAUUGCACCUGUUCCGUGCCUGCCCACCCACUUCCCUUGAUUGACGUGUGACUGCUGGCCAUGCUCUGCUUUGAGAAGCUAGAGGCCUCCCUUUCCUUGGUUCUGAGCCAGCCCUGGCCGCUCAGGCCCCCUGCGGUUUUGCACCUUCAUCUGAUCACUUGGAGCUCUGCCAUUGCGUCAGUGCUUGCUGGAGUGACGCUCCUGGACACUGCAUCAAGCUCCACCAAGCCAGGCGGCCCUCUGGAGCUCGCGGGGGCUGCACUGCGUCCUCCCUGUGCGGGGUCAAAUCGCAGGAUGCCAUGCACAGGCUUACAUAUCGACCUUAUUUUUGAAGACAUAUUCUUAAGGAAGUUUUCUACAGCCAAAUGUGUAGAAAAUAGCUGUUUUUUUUUCAACUUGGAACUGUCUGAUUCUUAUAGAAGAUUAUACUUCUGUAAGAUACUAGACAUAUUUAUUCGAGCUUCUUUGAUAACCUAAAAUCAAUUCUCCAUUUUUAUCCUAUGGGGGAAUCUGUUUCUAAACCCUAAUUUAAUUCAUAUUAGCUUUUUGACUCAUGGUCCCAACAUAUGCAGAAGUAUUGUUUAUGAAUGCAGAAGUGCCAGGCAUGUUGAUGCAUACGCGUAAUGGCAGCCCUUGCACUCGCGAGGUAGAAAUUGGAGGCUACUGAGUUCCAGGCUAGCCUGAGCUAUGUCGCAGAAUCUGUCCCCCUCCCCCAAACAACAAGAAGAACAGUGAAUGUAUAAACUAGUAUCCAUUCGUACGCUGAUUUUUCAAAAAUGGUUUUCCUCCAGAAGUAUCCUUUAGUCUUCCAACUACACUAGGUCGUGCAGGUCAGCUGUUUCCUGGGGGCUUGCUCUGUGGUGGCCUUCCGGCCCGGCCACACGCUCCCUGCCCGCAGAGAGGGGCCCUACAAACUCCAUUUGAAGCACAACAGAGCACUUCCCUUUGUAUGUUCCAAGCACAGAACUGUUUCUAAAACAACUUGAAGUAUAGUUUUGUUAUCUAAGAAAUUCUUUUUUUGUUUUAUUUAAGUGUACUAGAAUGUAAAACCUUUAAAGUUCAGGUUUCUAAAAAAAAAAAAAAAAAACCUGGUACAAUACUGUAUUUGCCCCAUCUGAUGCACUGUAUUUCAAUCUCUAAUUAAAAAUAUGUUAGAGCUC
Molecule: messenger RNA, 6615 nt
Organism: Perognathus longimembris pacificus (Pacific pocket mouse)
Lineage: Eukaryota; Metazoa; Chordata; Mammalia; Rodentia; Heteromyidae
Gene: Mtmr1
Product: myotubularin related protein 1
Exons: 14
Coding region: 2852-4567 (571 amino acids)
Biological process (GO): phosphatidylinositol dephosphorylation
Molecular function (GO): phosphatidylinositol-3,5-bisphosphate 3-phosphatase activity
Source: RefSeq, a predicted model, not a curated record